This is a messenger RNA of Clonostachys byssicola, 180 nucleotides long. The record is from the annotation of a GenBank genome assembly. Lineage: Eukaryota; Fungi; Ascomycota; Sordariomycetes; Hypocreales; Bionectriaceae.
AUGGUCUGUCGCACGUCGACUUCCAUUCAGGAGGACUGCACCAACAAGCCUGGAAAGGACCUUGGUUACGAAGAGAUUUGUGAUCAGAUGUGCAAGAUGAGCAAGAUUGCCUGGAAUUUGCGACAAGUUGCGUUAGGUAAGAAUACCACCACCUACAACGAACCCACUAGCGAAAUCUAG